Molecule: messenger RNA, 450 nt
Organism: Tyto alba (common barn owl)
Lineage: Eukaryota; Metazoa; Chordata; Aves; Strigiformes; Tytonidae
Product: avidin-like
Exons: 4
Coding region: 1-450 (149 amino acids)
Molecular function (GO): biotin binding
Source: RefSeq, a predicted model, not a curated record
AUGGGGAGCGGUGCUUUCGCCCUGGUCCUGGUCCUCGCCCUGGCAGCACGUGUCACCCCUGCGGAGAGGAAGUGCCUCCUCUCCGGGUCAUGGCGGAGCGACACCGGCUGCCGGAUGGUCGUGUCUGUCCUUGGCAAGGACGGCAGCUUCUCCGGUUCCUACCUGCCGGGGCUGGCUGCUAGUGACUCCAAAAUCCUCACCUCGCCACUGGAGGGGAUCCAACAGGAUGCGGAGCUGGUCCCGCAGCCCACCUUCUCCUUCACUGUGCGCUGGCAGCUCCAAGACUCAGAGAUAGCCCGGACGACUGCUUUCCUGGGCCAGUGCUACGUGGGCACCGAUGGGGCGGAGACCCUGCACGCCCUGUGGCUCCUGCGAGAGGCAGCCAACAGCCCCGCCGAGGACUGGAAAGCCACCCGGAUUGGCACCAGUGUUUUCACCCGGAUAAAAUAA